Messenger RNA from Elaeis guineensis (African oil palm), 2157 nucleotides. RefSeq names its product cell division cycle 20.2, cofactor of APC complex. Gene Ontology annotation, molecular function: protein binding; ubiquitin ligase activator activity; anaphase-promoting complex binding. Gene Ontology annotation, cellular component: anaphase-promoting complex. Gene Ontology annotation, biological process: positive regulation of ubiquitin protein ligase activity; positive regulation of anaphase-promoting complex-dependent catabolic process; anaphase-promoting complex-dependent catabolic process. The record is from RefSeq and is a predicted model, not a curated record. Lineage: Eukaryota; Viridiplantae; Streptophyta; Magnoliopsida; Arecales; Arecaceae.
AACCUCUCAGUCGAAGCAAAGAAAAAAGAAAAGGAGAAAAAAAAAAAAACUACUCAGGGGAAGGAGAAAAGGGCUCUUUUCUCGAACUUCGCCCUGCGACGAUCUCAAUCCAGUUCUCCUCGAAGAAAAGCUCCCGUUUUGCGUUCUUCCUCUUCAUUCUUAGUUCUAUAGUUUCUUUGUUUGCUAAUUGUUCGGGUCUCUAACGUUUUCUUUGGUGCAGGGUUUCUCUUUAUCUUAGUUUUAAUUUGUGUUAUUAUUUGUUUAUUUUUGUGUUCUAGUCCUUGUUUUCUUGUACCUUUUUCUUCUUUUUUUUUUUGUCUGUUAACCAUGGAUGCAGGAAGUUUCUCUUCUUCGAUCUCUUCCGAGAAGACCCGGCCUGCAUCCCGCCAUCCUCUUCAAGAAGUAGGUUCAAGGCCUUACAUGCCUUCGCUCCGCUCCUCAUCGAAAGAUCUUUCUUCCCGGCAGAGUGGAGGAGAUAGAUUCAUUCCGGACCGGUCUGCUAUGGAUUUUGACAUGGCCUACUACCUGCUAACAGAGCCAAGGAAAGAGAAGGAGAACACUGCAGCUGCAUCCCCAUCCAAAGAGACAUACAGAAGGCUUCUUGCUGAGAAUCUUCUCAAUAAUAGAACUCGAAUCCUUGCCUUCAAGAGUAAGCCUCCGGCACCUGCCGAAGGUGUCCUCCAAGAAGCCUAUUCCAAUGCUUCCUCCCAUCAGGCCAAGUUGGCAAAGCCACGGAGAUACAUUCCCCAGUCUGCUGAGAGAACUCUAGAUGCACCGGACCUUGUUGAUGACUACUAUCUGAAUCUGCUGGAUUGGGGAAGCAGCAAUGUUCUGUCGAUCGCCCUCGGGAACACGGUGUAUCUUUGGGAUGCUUCGGAUGGUUCUACAUCUGAGCUUGUGACCGUGGAUGAAGAUGUUGGUCCUGUCACCAGUGUAAGUUGGGCUCCUGAUGGACGGCAUAUUGCUGUUGGUUUGAACUCCUCUGACAUCCAAUUGUGGGACUCGAGUUCCAACCGCCUGCUGAGAACUUUGAGAGGAGUCCAUGGAUCUCGAGUCGGAUCUCUUGCUUGGAACAACAACAUACUCACAACAGGGGGGAUGGAUGGAAAGAUCGUCAAUAAUGAUGUGAGAGUAAGGUCUCACAUGGUGCAGACCUACCGCGGACACCAGCAAGAGGUCUGUGGGUUGAAGUGGUCAGGCUCAGGACAGCAACUGGCAAGCGGAGGCAAUGACAACCUGCUUCACAUUUGGGACAUAUCGAUGGCAUCUUCAAAUCCAUCUCCAGGCCAGAAUCAGUGGCUCCACAGGUUCGAGGACCACAUGGCUGCGGUUAAGGCCCUUGCUUGGUGUCCCUUCCAGAGUAACUUGCUCGCAUCCGGUGGUGGCGGCGGCGAUCGGUGCAUCAAGUUUUGGAACACCCAUACAGGCGCUUGCUUGAAUUCAGUGGACACUGGCUCCCAAGUGUGCUCCCUGUUGUGGAAUAAGAACGAGCGUGAAUUGCUUAGCUCUCAUGGCUUUACUCAGAACCAACUGACUCUCUGGAAGUACCCUUCGAUGGUGAAGAUUGCGGAGCUUACAGGCCAUACCUCUCGGGUUCUCUUCAUGGCUCAGAGUCCAGAUGGGUGCACGGUGGCAUCUGCAGCUGGGGAUGAAACGCUGAGAUUUUGGAAUGUAUUUGGAACUCCUGAAGCACCAAAGCCUGCUGCCAAGACAGCUAGUACAGGACCCUUCACCAGUUUUAAUCACAUUAGGUGAGGAAUGAGGUGGAGAGAGGUGUGGUGGUGUGUGGGAAGUGAUGUGUCGUCAUCUGAUCCUUGAAAGCAUGGUAUGAUGGGAAGAAUUGGCAUGGAAGACCUGGUAGCCUGACGCAAGAUCAUAUUACUGGCAGACCAAUUGCUCUAAAAGAAAGAUUAGGCACAAUUAAAAUCUCCUAUGGGAAGGCAUCACACAUUGGUUGGGAUCUUCUAGUGUCUUGUGGUAAGAAGGUGAUUUUUGGGUUCAGCAAGAGUUGGUGGUGUGGAAACAUUGUAAAAGGAUCUAUAUAAGGGAUCCCAACAAAAACCAAAAUGGUUCAUUGCUUGUAUUAUAAACUCUUAUAUAAUGGAAUUUCUCUCCCAUGCUCCCCGUGGAUGUAGGCAUAUCGCCGAACCACGUAAA